Messenger RNA from Perca fluviatilis (European perch), 1105 nucleotides. RefSeq names its product coiled-coil domain containing 59 (gene ccdc59). The transcript is spliced from 4 exons. Gene Ontology annotation, cellular component: nucleus. The coding region runs from base 1 to 783 and encodes 260 amino acids. NCBI's taxonomy places the organism in Eukaryota, Metazoa, Chordata, Actinopteri, Perciformes, Percidae. The record is from RefSeq and is a predicted model, not a curated record.
AUGGCACCGACAGAUCAAAAAAUGAAGAAUAAGAAGUUCACCGCGAAAGAUGGCAACUGGAAGAAAUCCCAAAAUAACGCACAGGGUGUCAAGAAAAAGAAGAAAUGGGUCCCCGAGCACAAAGUUUACGAAGGCAGUGUUAAGGAAGGUCAGGGGUUUGCUUUAAAGAGGAAGCAAAAAGUCCAACAUGAGUACAACAAGCUGCUGCGGAAGGAGAAGAAAAAGAAUCCUGAGUCCAAAGCGCUGUACAAGGAGGAGUACCCAGAACACCUCAGGCAUCUAUACGUGGCCGAGGCAGAGAAACUGAAGAACGAGGCCUGGACCAAUAGAUUGAACAGGAGUAAGCUGAGAAUGAAAGGGCAGGAGAAGGGAGAGGAGAUAGAUGACAACGAUGAUGAUGAAGCUGAUGCUGCUGCUGAUGCUGAUCCAGAAGUUACUGGUGGAUCUGAGCAGACAGAUUCUAUAACUGGGAACCCUGAACUAACAGCAGCCUCCGAGAAAGACAGUCUUCCAAUGAGCAACCGCAUGAGGAAGAAAAUGCUAAAGAAGACGUCCUACCAGAAGACAAAAGAGGAAUUUGAAUCAAUCACAGAAAAACGGAAAAAGAAGAAAGAGGAAUACAUUAAGAACAACAAGCAGAGAGAAGAAGCCAUUCAGAAGUACAAACAGAAAAAGCUGGAGACGUUUCAGAUGCUGAGCAAAAAGACCAAGAAAGGACAGCCCAAUCUCAAUCUCCAAAUGGAGUAUUUGCUUCAAAAGAUCACACAAGGAACUGGGAAAUGACUCCCAAGUCAGAGCUGUAAUAAAGAAAAGACUGGACCUUCACUUUGUUUGACUGUGCUGUUAAAAAAAAACCUGAGGACAUUCAGGAUUGUGCUUUUCACACUCUCUUCAGUGGUGCUUUAUACGUCGAGUGGUAAUCUCAAACCAGAUUGUCUCUUUACUUUACUGUAUUGCAGGUUUUCUUUUCCGGUAUUUCGCCCCAGAAUAGCACAUUUUGUGGCUCAUUUUAAUCUCAGACCACCAGAUGGCAUUGUAAGACAUGAAGAGAUGGGAAAACAUACUCAUGUAAGAUAUUUUUGAAUCAAUAAAUGUUUUAGCUUCC